Messenger RNA from Onychostruthus taczanowskii (white-rumped snowfinch), 5060 nucleotides. RefSeq names its product poly(U)-specific endoribonuclease-like. Gene Ontology annotation, molecular function: RNA endonuclease activity. NCBI's taxonomy places the organism in Eukaryota, Metazoa, Chordata, Aves, Passeriformes, Passeridae. The record is from RefSeq and is a predicted model, not a curated record.
GAAGGGAAACCACAGGAAAGAUGGAGAGAGACUCUUGACAAGGGCCUGGAGUGGCAGGAUGAGAGGGAAUGGCUUCACACUGACAGAGAAAAGGUUAAGAUUAGAAUUUAGAAACAAAUUCUUCCCUAUGAGGGCAGUUGGGACAUAAUGGUGAAUAGUUUGUCCAGAGAAGCUGUGGCUGCCCCAGCCCUGGCAGUGUCCAAGGCCAGGCUGGAUGGGGCUCUGAGCAGCCUGGGAUAGUGGAUGGUGUCCCUGACCAUGAGAGGGAGUUUGAACUGGAUGAUUUUAAGGUCUCUUCCAACCCAAACCAUUCUAAGAUUCUAUGCAUUGAAAAAGACACCAACUUCAUCUUUGCUCCUUUACUCACAACUUCCAAGCUCUUUCAGAUAGUACCAGACCCACAGCUAGGUUUUGCAUUUCUGUUGGGAGCUAUACUUCAGCCAUGUCUGUGAAUAUAUGUUUCCUUUCCUAAUUUUUCUCAAGCUCAAGACAUCCGAUAUAGGUUUAUGCUCUAUUAUUCCUCUACUGAAAUAAUGCCCACAAAACCUUGUGCCAGCAUAGCUCAAGGUCCUAAGCUUGUGUCUAUAAUUGUGGUGGGCAGAUGUGAUUUGUUUUGGUAGAAGGUCAUUAUUACUUCAUUACUUGGCUCCAUAAGGAAGCUCAGUAGCUGUUUAUCUUUAAAAAGGACUAUAAAAAGUACAGCAGUGAUCUGGCCUUAUGUCACCUUGAAGCCUACACCUAACAGUAUACCUGAGAGUAGAAUGUGACACAUAAAGGCAUGGCUUUCUCUAAGGGCUGUCAAGGCAUACUCUAUAGUGACUUUUUGUGGUGGCACUCUAAUGUCUGGAUCAGGCAUAUGAGCAGACUGAAAAUUUCUUUUUCUACAGCCUUUAUUUCCUUAUUGGACAACUAUAUGACAUCAACUGGUGUAGCAGAAGUAGUGGCUCCAGAAGAAAUAGUUGAAAACAAUUGUUUCCUUGAUGCUAUCUUAGCAAUGGAAGUCAUGAGACUAGCUCAUGAUUAUCUGCUGAAAAAAAACCUAGCAAGGCCAAACCAUCAGCUUUAUGACAUCUGGUUCCAGCUCUAUGCCAGGAAAGGAGGAGACAGACCUGAUUCUUGUGGUUUUGAACAUUAUGUUUCUGUUGGAGAAACAAGGCAUGGUAAAGAGAUCUUAGGUUUGCACAACUGGGUGCAAUUUUACCUUCAGGAAAAUUGCAAUCAGAUUGACUACAAGGGAUACGUAUCUUGGAAGAACAAAACCAGGCCUGAUAAAGAUGACCAAGUUUUGACCAUCCAGUUCAGCUGGAAGGGUUCAGUCAAGCCAGUUGGAAGCACCUUUAUUGGUGUCAGCCUGGAGUUUGAAUUUGCCCUUUACACAGUCAUUUUCCUGCUGUCUGAGAAAGUCACACACGAAACAGUGAAGAUAGAUGAGUACGAGCUACAGAUGGUUGUCUCGUGCCACGGGCACCACAUUUGAACAGCAUAUCCAGUACUGCUCAGUUGUUCCACAUAUUGGAACAGCAUAUCCAGUACUUCUCAGCAUCACUAGUGAAGAUUAGUGGAGUGAGCAGGAAACUUUAUUUUUUAAAUGAAGGGAAAGGAGGAGUGGUGGAGAGAGGAGGAAUGGGUGGGGGGUGGACAGGACCAGACAGCAAAGUUAAUAUGUUGUUUUAUACAACUAAUUUCAAGUAAAAAUUGAUGACUCCGUCUCUUGGUCUGCAAUGGAUUGUUUAAUAAGUAAUGUGCUGUGACACUGAGAAACUGUUAAACAUACUCCUGCUCACAUUAAACAUACGUCUAAAUUACAUCAGUCUUCCCUUCAGCAUGAUAGCGCUAUACUUUUCAGCAAAUAAUGGCAUUUAGGAAAAGGUUCUAUUAAAAUUGAUAUACAUAUUUCUCUUAUUUUUUAGUCACUGCAUAUCUAAAACAGCAAUAACCACACUUUGCUUACACUUUACCUUCCAGACAGAAACUUUGAUUUGGCACAGGCAGAACUCCAGGAUGUUUUAGUCUCCCCUUCUCAUUCCAUAAGAGGUUAAUUUCAAAUGCAUUAUUACAAUACAAUGACUUGGACACACAGGGAACACAUUUAGGUAGGGUGAUGGUCAUCAGAUCCACAGCAGGCCUUAAAAUAUUUUCUGUUUCUUUAACAAAAUUUUCAUAUACUCCCUAUGUAUUCCUGAAACACCUGGAUGACAGCUUCAUGCUAUGGGUACUAAGAGGGCUGGCUUGGAAAGAUUCCCUCCCUCCUUGAUUUGUUGCUUGUCAACAGAGAGGAUCUUGUGAUCCUCUUGAGUAGAGAUUGGUGGCUGUCUUGGCCACAGUGACUAUGAAGCCAUUGAGUUUAAAAUCUCUGGUGACAGAAGGAGAAGUGCCAACAAAACUUCAGCCAUGGACACGGGAAGAAGUGACUUCUGGCUGCUCAGGGAACCAAGUAAAGUCCCCUGUUGUAGUGGUUUUGGUUCAUCAAUUUGAGAUUUUUGAAAUCUUGAAUUUGAGAUUUUGAGAAAAAAAAUUUGAGGGUUUUUUUUCUCAAAAUUUGAGAUUUUGAGAAUUUAUUUGAGAACGAACACAGCUGGGAAAAUGCUUUUGAAGGUCCUGGGGUCCAUCAGUGCUGUGGUCACAUUUUUAGCACCAGCUCCUGAGGGCACAGGAACAGCUAAUUCCUAAAAAUUGGAAAUCAAGCCGAUGAGGUAGAAGGCCACUUUGGCUGAACAGGAAUCUUCUUUUGGAGAUAAGGUAAAAAAGGAAGGGGUAUGCCCAGUGGAGGCAAGGUCAGGUGAUGUGGAAGGAAUAUGGAGAUGCUGCUUACUGCUGUUGGGGGAGAACUUGUUUGACCAAAGCUCCACUGCAGCUGAAGCCACCAGAAAUGUGGGGAAGAAUAAAAAGAGGGUUUAAAUAUACAUUAAUGGCAAAAGGCAAUGCUGAAAUGACAUCAGCCCAUUACAGGAUGAGGAUGGUCUCCUCACAAACAGCACCACAGACAAGGUAGAGAUGUUUAAUGCUUUCUUUGCCUCUGUCUUCAACACGCAUGAUCGACUAAGGAGGUCCCAGCAGCCUCAGCUCGAGGACUGUGACUAUGAGAAUGAUAAACGCUGAGUUAACCCUGAAGGUGUGAGGAAUCUGCUGCUCCAGAUGGAUCCCUGUAGGUCUAUGGGGUAUGAUGGCAUUAAUGUGAGAAUACAUAAAGAGCUGGCUGAUAUCAUCAUGAGGCAUCUCUUGAUAAUUUUUGAACAGUCUUGAGAAUCUGGAGAGGUCCCAGUUUUCAAAGAGGGCAAGAAGGAUGACCCUGGAAGCUACAGGCCUGUCAGUCUAACUCCAGUGCCUGGUAAAAUUAAGGAGAUGAUUAUUCUGGGAGGUAGUGAAAAACACCUGAAGGACACCACCGUCAUUGGUCACAGCCAGCACAUCUCCAUGAGAGGAAAGUCCUGCUUUUCAAAACUAAUUUCCUUUUAUGCUAAGAUAACCCAUCUGACGUGGCAUCCAAAUCGCAGAAGGAGUGGUGGCACCGGUUGCCCGUGCGCUCUGAUGCCCCUUCGCUUUCGGCAUGUGCACCAGGAGGGACCACAUCCCAACUCAGCCGCUGGCAGGCAGGAUUGAGGUUCGGCCACUGGCUGGGAUCCCGGACCGCCAUGAGCGGCCGAUAAACCUGAACCCAUGUCUAAGAAUCGAGGCAAAGGAAGAAGGAAGGGCUCUUGGCUUGUUUCUCCAAGCUGUCUUUAUUCUUUCGUGCAGUGGGAGCAGUGCCGGGGCUGCAGUGCCGUGCAGGAGCCGGUGAGACGUGGGAGUGCUGUGGCUCGAAGGGGGACAUUGGCAAAAGAAAGCAAAACACAGAAAAACAGCGGCUUUUAUGGGGGGAGGUGGAAUCCCAGGAGGAGACCAUCUGGCUAGUUAGGAGGGGUCUGGGGUAACAGAUGUAAACAUAACUUGGAGUGGGAAAGUCACAUACCAAUGGCAGAAAGGAAAAGUCAUAACUGACAGCAAAUUCUCUGGAUAAAGGGGUGUAACAAAUCAUGACAGACAAUCCACAGGGGUAGGAUUUUUGAGGAUAGACGGGAAAAUCUGGAAUUAUCGUAACUGCCAUGGUGAGACGGGGGUAAACAACUUUAUACAGAGACUAAACAUAUUCUCCAAACCCCCACUGCUAUAGGCAGGGAGAGACCAAAUAUCUUCAAACUCCCACUGCCACAUCCACCCAGUUAAUUAAAAAAACAUCAGUAGAUGUAAUCAUUUUGGAUUUCAGUAAAGCUUUGGAUAUAAUCUCAGUGUGCAGCCCACAGCUGGAUAAACACAUUGUGUGAUGGCUGAGCAACUUGCUCACAGGUCAAGCACAAAGAAUGACAGUGCCUGGGUGACAGCAGACUGGCAGCCUGUCACUUGUGGGGUUCCACAGGGCACCGUCUUAGGCCCCAUUGUCUUAAAAAUCCUCAUAAAAAGCUUGAAUGCAGGACAGCAAGGGAUACCAAGUAAGCUUGCAGAUGAUAAAAACUGGGAGGAGCUGUUGACUCCCUCAAGGGUGAAGAGGCCCUCCAGAGAGUCCUGGACAAAUGACAGGGCUGGGCAAUCACCAAUGAUGUGAAGUUAACAAAGGCAAGGGCUGGAUUCUGCACCUGGGAUGGAACAGCCCUGGAUGUACAGACAGACUGGGAAUGAGAGACUGGAGAGCAGUGUUGUGGAAAGGGACCUGGGGGUUAAUGGCCAGUUGGACAUGGGCCAGCAGUGCCCUGGCAGCCAGAAGGGACAGUCCUGUCCCUGGGGCACCCAGCAUCACUGGCCAGGCCAGGGAGUGGAUUGUCCCACUCUGCUCUGGGCUGGGCAGCCUAACCUUGAAUAUUGUGUGUGGGUUUGGGUGUCACAUUAUAAGAAAGAUAUAAAGCUGUUUGAGAGUUUCCAAAGUAGGGUUUUGAAGAUGGUGAAGGACCUGGAGGGGAAGCCACACAAGGAGCAGCUGAGGGCACUUGGUGUGUACAGCUGGAGAAGAGCAGACUGAGGUCAGAGCUCACAGCAGUUCUGCAGCUUCCUCACGAGAGGAAGGCCGUGAUCUCUGCUCUGUGGUGACC